Molecule: messenger RNA, 2141 nt
Organism: Chenopodium quinoa (quinoa)
Lineage: Eukaryota; Viridiplantae; Streptophyta; Magnoliopsida; Caryophyllales; Amaranthaceae
Exons: 1
Coding region: 1219-1758 (179 amino acids)
Source: RefSeq, a predicted model, not a curated record
AGCACAUGUAUCAAGUUCAGUACUUCAGUGAUUUGGCUAACUUCAUUCCAUUUUUCUAUAAAUUAGAUUAGAGGAUAAGAAAAUAAAGAUAUGUAGCAAGAUUUUGUCAUGUGCUUGUACAAGUAUCAGAAAUCAAUGGCUUGCAAUCCUGUAUAAGCUAAGCAAAAGAUUUGAUGCUGUAACAUGAAGAUCGCAGCAUAUGAAGGUUACUUAAAAGAGCAAAAAUUUAUGAUUGAGCUUAGGUUUUACAAUUAAUACUCGAAUUCGGGGUUGUUCAAAACAUUAAAACCGAGGAGAGGUAAACUUAUGGGUUAACCCAAGUUCAGAUCAGCUCCAAUCGCCUUUGACUCUAAUACAUGACAUAUUUUGAACCUCAAUUGAGCAGUGUAUGGCUUAUACCAUCCAUGAUCCAUCAAGAGAAUCGACCAACAACAUCUUAUAGUAAUGGACGUUGAGAAUAUAUGGGUCAAAAUAAGUUUUUUUUUAUUUUUUAUUUUUUACUUCUAUAUAUAUAUUUUAUGCUAGGAGAACUAAGACUAAGGAAAAUGUCUUAUAAGGUAGGAGGUUGUUUUUCAAUUUGUCUAACAUAAAUCCGUUACAAAAACUAAUACUUGUAAACCCAAUAUGCUAGGUACUUCCUGACAAAUUUUCCUACCAAUAAUCGCAGAUUAAUAUCCUUCCUUCCUCGAGUAUAUUUACGCAUAAUUUAUUUAUUUUUCUUAAAGGGAGGAUAUAUGAGGAGUAUUAAAGAUUGAUGAUUAGAGAAGUUGGUUAUACCUGGAAGACAAGCCAUUGUCACAUGUAGGCUACUGAUAAAGAAAGAUACCUGGAAGUGGACCUCCUUAAGUAGACAUGAAGAAACAUUAAAUUGACAUAUCCUUUUGAUUCUUCUUGUUUUUUUGUGAUUUGCCAACCUCAUUAUAAUAAUUUCCCAUUUGCCAAGUUUUUUGUCUCCAAACUCGAUUCUUUUGUCUAUGAAAUACAAACUUCAAAGUUAUCCUUUUUUUUUUCAAAAAAAACUUUAUUAAAGAGAAAUUUGUAUUCUCCUUUGCUUGCUUCACCCUUGUUCACAAUGCUCUCCUUACAUGAGAAAGGAACAUACAACUCUACAAGCAACAACUUCUUGUUCUCUUCUUUUAUAAUAAUCCCUUUUUCAUUCAUGAUCACAACAUCUCCUUUCUCGAUCCCUCGAUAGAUAGCUAGCUAUAGCACGACUCCAUGGAGGAUUGUAACACGGUUAUCUCUGAUUGUAUCAUCAUAUCAUGUUGUUGUCAAUGCUUGCUUCUACAACUCGUUAUCUUCAUCUUUAUACAACUCCCUCGUCGUGUGGCUCGUAAGACAAAAGAGUAUGCAAAAAGGAAGCUAAGGAAGAGGAGAAAGAAGAAACAUGGUGAUCAUCUAGAAAUGGUAGAGGAUAAACAAAAGGCGGUAUAUGGGGACGAGUUUGUUGGGUUAGAUGAUGAUGAUAAAAGAGGAAAGUCAAUGUCUUUGAGAAUUCUUGAAUUAGAAAGUAUGGCAAUGAAUGAGUUGCAUAAUUGGGGGAGUUGUAAUGAAGAAGUUGAUAAGGUGUUAGGGGAGUUGGCUUUAAAGGGAGAAUUUGGAUUUGGUAGUUUUUGGGGAAGAAAUUCUGAAAUUCAAACAAGAAAAAAUAAUUGUUAUUGUAAAUGUAGUAGGAGUUUGACAAAAGAAGAAGAAUUAGAUUUUGGUAGUCACGUUGUGAAGUUUCAUUUGAUUGAAGUAAUUGAAUCUUUUGAUUAGCAACCUAUAAUUGUUAUUGUUAUGAUUAUUAAUUAUAUCAUCUCAAAAGUCGCUAGUAAUGAAUGACUUAGUCAUGAAUCAAUUAUUGAUACAUUAGGUUUGGACUUCUAAUCAUUUAAAGUUUUAUGAAUAUUUUAGUUAUAACAAGUAUGUAAAUAUAUAGUGAUAACAAGUUUUAGAUUCUUAUAUAGUGUAUUUUGUAAUAUAAAAGGUAGGAUUUAGUGGAUAAAGCUGUGUUUUCUUAAUUAUAUUAAGAGGUGUUUAGUACUUGGAAUUGAAGGUGGGAUAGCAUAGAUUUCUUUGUUUGUUUGGACUUUGGAUGGAUUGGAAAUAAAAAAAAAAAAGGAGAGGACUAUUAGGGACGAGAAUUGUUGAAAAAGUCC